CUGCGUUAAAGCAGCCUAGGCUUCUUGCAUAAGCCUCGCAGUCUAGUGCGAGUUGGUGGAGAAAACUCUCUCUCUCUCUCUUUCUCUCUCUCUUCUCUUUGAUUUUAUUAAAUUUUUUUUUUUCUUAUGUGAUUAACUUGUGAUGGUAGAAAAGGGGAGUCCUUCUGGCUUCAAACAGUAGCUUUGGGGCGUUUGUUUCCGCAGGGACUAGGAAAAUACAGACAAGGCAACUCCCACAGUCUCAAUUAUUCUCCGCGAUUCCUUCAAUUAUUCUGCCCUUCUACGGUGACAUAGAUUUUUUUUUUUUUGGUGGUUCGUAACUUGGCAUUUUGGGCCGCCGCAGAAGAUUCGGAGCAUAAAGAGAGAUCCGUGUGUUGGGAGACGGGUGCCUCUCCUUUCCCUUCCGAAUUCUACGGUGGAAGAGGCGGAGAUUAACGAAGAGAUCCCACUUUCGCCGGCGGUCUCCUCCUCUGGCUCGACGAAUCUUCUUCAGCCUCCGAGUCAGCCUUCGCCGACGCAAUUUAAGGAAAGAUUCGCUGUCCCCCCUGUUUUUUUUUCUUUACCCUCUAUAAACUUCAAUUCGUCGACCCGGAAAAGACAAAAGAUCUAGAGAAGAUGAUGCUAGGGAGGACGAAGAGCCCGGCGGCGGCGAAGGAAUUCAGCCCCGUGAAAACUUUUCCGGCGGCCGUGCCGGGGGCGGAUGAGGCGCACCAGUGGGAGGUCCGGCCCGGCGGGAUGCUGGUCCAGAAGCGGGACCCCGACUCCGUCGCCGCCGCACCCACCAUCCGCGUCCGCGUCAAGUACGGCGCCGCCUAUCACGAGAUCUAUCUCAGUUCCCAAUCCACCUUCGGGGAGUUGAAGAAGCUCCUAUCGGAGAGAAUUGGACUGCAUCCAGAAGACCUGAAGGUGGUGUACAAAGAGAAGGAGAGGGAUCCCAGCGCGUAUCUCGACAUCUCCGGCGUGAAGGACGGCUCCAAGGUGGUGGUCGUGGAUGACCCCGCCGGCCGGGCCAAGCGCUUGCUAGAGAUGCGCCACCGGGCCAAGAUUGCCAAGGCCUCCAACUCCAUCUCCCAGAUAAGCCUCGAAGUCGACAAACUCGCGUCCCAGGUAUCUGAACUAGAUGCCAUUGUAACCAAAGGUGGAAAGGUUGCUAAGAAAGAUGUGGCGAACCUCAUCGAGCUGCUGAUGAAUCAGCUGGUUAAGCUGGAUGGCAUCGUCGCCGAUGGGGAUUUGAAGCCCCAGAAGAGAAUGCAGGAGAGGAGAGUGCAAAAGUAUGUGGAGAAGCUGGAUGUGCUCAAGGUGAAGAAUGACGCACUCAAGACGACCAACGAGCACAUGCCUGCGCAGCAGCUGCAGCAGAAACAGCAGCAGCCACCGCCGUCGGUGGUGACGACGAAAUGGGAGACUUUUGAUUCUCUCUUCUCGCCAACCACCCCGGCCACCAUCACUCCGGCGACGGCCACCCCAAAUGCGUCAUCCGUCCCUUCCCCGAGGUUCGAUUGGGAGUUGUUUUAAGUAUAGAUAGGAAAAUGGUUAGUGGAAAGUUUUCUUCUGGAAUGGUCAUGGCCGCCCUGCUUGGCAUCAGGUGGGUGGAUAGUAGUCCAAUAUAUGAUUGGGUUUGAUUGGUCUACUUUUUUUUUUCUUCCCCUCUUAGCUAAGCUUCUUCUUCUAUUCUUUUUGUGUGUACAAACUCGAUUUUUGGAAGAAGAGAUCUGUUCCAUAGGACUCCUCUUGUUAAGGUUGGUCCAAAUGAGAAAUAAAUGGAUUGAUUUAUAGUGAUGGAGGUUUA
This is a messenger RNA of Phoenix dactylifera (date palm), 1789 nucleotides long. The record is from RefSeq and is a predicted model, not a curated record. NCBI's taxonomy places the organism in Eukaryota, Viridiplantae, Streptophyta, Magnoliopsida, Arecales, Arecaceae.